GCCCAACUGACACACUCUCUGGGUACAGGUGAAGAGUCCAUCAGCAAGGCCAAACAAAGCCGGAGCGAGAAGAAAGCUAGAAAGGCCAUGUCCAAACUGGGUCUGCGGCAGAUCCAUGGUGUGACCAGGAUAACCAUCCGCAAAUCCAAGAAUAUCUUGUUUGUCAUCACCAAGCCGGAUGUCUUCAAAAGUCCUGCUUCUGACAUCUACAUUGUCUUUGGGGAAGCCAAGAUCGAAGACCUCUCCCAACAGGUCCACAAAGCGGCCGCGGAGAAGUUCAAGGUUCCUGUGGAGCACUCGCCCUUGAUCACCGAAGCGGCGCCGGCCCUCACCAUCAAGGAGGAGAGUGAGGAAGAGGAGGAG
Messenger RNA from Pseudonaja textilis, 363 nucleotides. The record is from RefSeq and is a predicted model, not a curated record. Lineage: Eukaryota; Metazoa; Chordata; Lepidosauria; Squamata; Elapidae.